UUGCGCUAAAAUAUAUUUAAUUCGUUUCAAAAAUUUACCUAACGUGUAGUGCUAAGUCAGCUGAAUGUUUUACCUAUAAAAUAACGCUUCAAUUUUAGGCAAAAGCUCUGCAAAUCCGGUUACAAAAUAGGACGCGUUUGAGGCUGAGCCAAGUACAGCACAAAGCUUCAAACUAGAAAAACAAACAUGUCGGUCGCUUAUUCGCAGCAGCAACAGUCCCAGCAGCCGCCAAACCCGGGUAACCGAGGCGGACCGGGUGGGCCAAUGAACCGGGGCGGCGGGCCUCCGCCUAGCCCGAUGCAUAUUCAGAAGAUUUUAGACGAAAAUGCCGGUCUUAUUCAGACCAUCCAGGAGUUCCAGAAUGUGGGAAAAGCGCACGAGUGUAUGUCGUACCAUGUAGCGCUGCAUCGAAAUUUGGUGUAUUUGGCGAACUUGGCCGAUCCGCAGCAUAACAUUCAAGCGUUAUUGCCGCCCCCGCAUGUGCUUCAGCACGGUAAUGGACCCGCAAUGCACGGCGUUCCGCCGAGCAGCGGCGGACCGGGACAUGAAGGUGACCCUACGCACGGUGUACAGGCACAAACUCCUGGUCCCAACCAAGCUGCUGUUCCAGCUGGAACGCCGCAAGGUCCGGAGCAACCAGCAUCGUCGCAAGCCGGUGCUCAGCAGUCAAACCAACCACCCUCAAGUCAACCUCAUCCUCCGCCGAAUCAACCACCAACAGGAGGCUAUCGUGGAGGGCCACAGAUUCCACCACCAACAUCAACGGCAGCUCAAACUGCUCCAAAUCAAGGUCCACCGGUUCCAGGCCAACCUGGCAGGCCGGGAGUUCCACCUCAGCAGGCACCAAUGCCGCAGCAAGCGCAAGGAUAUCCGCCACAACGUGGUCCCUAUCAACAGCAUGGACACUAUCCCGGCUAUCCGCCACCAAAUCAACCCUAUCAAGGUCAACCAGGAUAUCCACCAUACGGGCCACCGAAUCCCGCUCAAGGUUAUCCACCAAACGCUCCACAAAGCUACCAUCACGGUCCUCCGACUACAUCUAAUUCUGGUCCUCCGCAAGGAUCACCCUAUUCAAGCGCAGGUCCACCACAGGGACCUCAGGGAGGACCGCAGCAAGGCAGCUAUCAACAAGGUCCUCCAAAUGCUCCAACAUCACAACCCCAAAUGUAUGGACCGCCCGGUCAAUAUCCACCACAAUCAGCGGCCGGUCCUCCGAUGCCACACGCUUAUCCUGGCUAUGGCAGUCCCAAUCCGCCAAAUGCUUAUGGACAGCCACCCUCGGGAUAUCCCCCAGCAAGCGGUCAACCGAGCUAUCCACCACCGCAACAAUAUCCUUCCAGUUAUCCAUCGAGCCAACCGGUUCCUCAUGGACCACCCACUACUUCUGCUCCAAGUCAACCACCGGCCGUUCCGGUCAGUGUUCCUUCCACUCAAACGAGUGGUGCCCCUACUUACACUAACCAAUCAAGCCCAGCUCCGGGACAAACAUCAUCCAGUCCAAACAAUCAACCACCCAUUCCUCCAACCACAUCUACCGGUUACGUUGCUGCUGUACCGCCCGGCUCAGUUCCUCCGCAAGCCUAUACAUCACCACCGGCUAACGCAGGCCAGCAUCCACCACAAGGCAGCUACCCGCAACCGCAGGGACCGGGACCGCAAGCUGGUGGUCCGCCCCCACAAUCGUACGCUGCUUCUCCUCCUUCCACUCAGCACCAGCAACCACCCGGCAGCUACCCGCAAGCCGCUCCCGGUGGACCUCAGGGUCAGGGUCCCCCGCCGGCACCGGUCUAUCCACCGCACGGUUACCAUCAGCAGGGUUAUUCGCCGAUACCGCCCCCGCAAGGUCAGUACCAACAGGCAGCCCAAGGCUAUCAAUAUCAGCGUCCGCCGAACAGCCAAAUGCCUCCACCCGGACCGCAAGGUCCUCCGCCGCAGGGCGCCUAUGGCUACGGCUACGGACAACCGCCGCAGUAAUCAGAUCGCAUCGUAAAAAAUUGGCGAAUCUCAAUUUUUUUUCAACUAACCAAUCCAGCAGCCGGCAAUGCGCGCGGAGGAGCGAACGACUCUUUUUUUCUGUAUUCUUUUUUGCUAUACUAAUGUUUUCUUCUCUAUUCUGCGUUUCAAAUCCUAGCAGGUAUUCUGAAUUACGAUUUCGAACCAUUCAAACACUGAAACCGCAUGAACAAGAGCGUUUGUUUUACUUUUCCCAUAAAGGAAAAGCAAAACAAGCUGUAUUGUUCGUACGGCCUACUGUGUUGGUCUACGAUCGAUCAGUCGAAAUUUAAAAUGCCGUCUGUUUUCAAAAUCGAUUGAAAUGCAGAAUAGUGAGGUAUUUUAUCAUUAUGAUAUACUUUUAACAGAUCCGCACAAUUACGGAUCACCGUUGCCGUAAACUGUAACUACACCCUAAGCUGUGGAUAUCAUUUCGAAAGUGUUUUAGUUAACGUAGAGCUUCAGGUCACGAUAUGAUUAUAUUACGUUGCGUUUUGCUGCCGUUUUGUAGACGUAGACGUUAACAUAAAAGGUUAAAAGAUUGUGUAAGAUGUGUAUUUUGGAACUAUAUCUAAAUAAAGUCAGUUCAACGCUGAAAAUGU
This is a messenger RNA of Sabethes cyaneus, 2594 nucleotides long. Its product is annotated as basic salivary proline-rich protein 2. NCBI's taxonomy places the organism in Eukaryota, Metazoa, Arthropoda, Insecta, Diptera, Culicidae. The transcript is spliced from 3 exons. Bases 187 to 1974 code for a protein of 595 amino acids. The record is from RefSeq and is a predicted model, not a curated record.